CCACGGUUCCGGCGCGUAGGCCGCACCUACCCUGCAUUGCUCCGCCCCUUCGCUCCAGGCUCGGCCCAUUUCACUAAAGUCACCUCCUGAUCCCCUGUUUGUCCAGACAUCAAUCUCUCUCUAGACUUAAUAUUCCCACCCACCCGCGGCGGAGUCCUACUAGGCCCCGCCCCCUUAUGAAGCCCCCCCCCCCGCCUGCCUAGGCCCCGCCCUCAAUUCGCUUCCCCUCUCCUCAAAGCCCCUCCCCAGCCUCGGAAGCCUGGUCCUCGCAGGCUCCAUCCCCGCACCCUAUCCUUGUUCCCUGUCGCCGUCGCGCCCAGGUGUUUACCUGGCACUUAGGUGACUCGUGUGCGGUGGCUGUUUCGAUAUAAGCCUCCCGCCUCUUCUCUCGGCGCGUUCCUUAAGCCCCGGAGGCACGGAGGGUCCCCGGACCAAAGGCGGUGGGCUUCCCAGCCCGGAUCCCGCCUCGCUGCUGCUGCUCUCGCCCCCCGCCCCCCGAAGGCAGCGCCGAAGUCGUCCCGGGUUGCGGCGGCAUGCCGGAGCUGGUGGUGACAGCGCUGCUGGCGCCGUCGCGCGUCACUCUGAAGCUCCUGCGCGCCUUCAUGUGGAGCCUCGUGUUCUGCGCGGCGCUACUGACCGCCGCCGUCUAUGGCUGCAUCGCGCUCACGCACGUGCUGUGCCGGCCCCGGCGCGGCUGCUGCGGGCGCCCCCGGCGCACCCCACCCGCCUGCUUGAGCGACCCCACGCUGGGCGAACACUGCUUCCUGACCCUCAAGAGCUCGGGCCUGCGCCUCCACUAUGUCUCCGCUGGACGUGGCAACGGACCCCUCAUGCUGUUUCUGCACGGCUUCCCGGAGAACUGGUUCUCCUGGCGCUACCAGCUUUGGGAGUUCCAGAGCCGCUUCCACGUGGUGGCUGUGGACCUACGGGGUUACGGCUCCUCAGAUGCACCUCGGGAUGUUGACUGUUACACCAUCGACCUGCUGAUGGCGGACAUCCAGGAUGUCAUCCUGGGCCUGGGUUAUUCCAAGUGCAUCCUGGUGGCCCACGACUGGGGUGCGGUCCUCGCCUGGAAUUUCUCCAUCUACUACCCGUCCCUGGUGGAGCGGAUGGUUGUUGUCAGUGCGGCCCCCAUGUCUGUGUACCAAGACUACUCUACACACCACAUCAGCCAGUUCUUCCGUUCCAACUACGUGUUCCUGUUCCAGCUUCCCUGGCUGCCUGAGAAGUUACUGUCCAUGUCUGACUUCCAGAUCCUGAAGACCACCCUCACACACCGCAAGAGAGGCAUCCCACACUUAACUCCCAACGAGCUCGAGGCCUUCCUUUAUGACUUCUCCCAGCCCGGUGGCCUCACUGGGCCCCUCAACUAUUACCGAAACCUCUUCAGGAACCUUCCCCUGGAGCCCCAGGAACUGGCCACGCCCACGCUGCUGCUGUGGGGAGAGAAGGACACCUACUUGGAGCAGGGGCUGGUAGGAGCCAUCAGCAGUCGCUUUGUGCCCGGCCGGCUGGAGGCCCACAUCCUGCCAGGUGUGGGGCACUGGAUCCCACAGAGCAACCCCGAGGAAAUGCACCAGUACAUGUGGGCCUUCUUGCAAGACCUGCUAGGCUAGCAGCCCUCGCUCCCUGGCCUGUGUGCACCUGGGAGUCCACACCACGUGCACACCACGACGGACUCCCGGAUCACGCACAGGCGUAGAACUCCUAGACCACACACGAGUGUGUCUGUGGAUGCCCGCAGGCACACCAGGCUGUUUGCUCACACACCAGUGUGAGUGUCUGUGCACCUGAACAAGCACUUCAGCCCUGGGGAACCGGGAACUUCUCUCCUCUGCAGAGCUGGAUACCCAGUGUCCUACCUCUCCCCUCCCUGGGGCCUUCCCCUUCCUGCCAACGUCAGCCCCCAGAGCUGCACAAACCACAGACUCUGACCUUCCCGUCCCUGGCUUUCAUCUCCAAUCUGAGUCUUCAGCUAAAAGCUGUUCUGUCCAGUAGGGUAACUGGCAGCCGUAUCUGGCUGCUUCAAUUUAAAUGGAAAUUAAUUAAAAUAUGAUCGAUUAAAAAUCCA
Molecule: messenger RNA, 2071 nt
Organism: Herpailurus yagouaroundi (jaguarundi)
Lineage: Eukaryota; Metazoa; Chordata; Mammalia; Carnivora; Felidae
Gene: EPHX3
Product: epoxide hydrolase 3
Exons: 7
Coding region: 534-1616 (360 amino acids)
Molecular function (GO): catalytic activity
Source: RefSeq, a predicted model, not a curated record